Messenger RNA from Cavia porcellus (domestic guinea pig), 1420 nucleotides. RefSeq names its product mast cell expressed membrane protein 1 (gene Mcemp1). The coding region runs from base 281 to 835 and encodes 184 amino acids. The record is from RefSeq and is a predicted model, not a curated record. The transcript has 7 exons. NCBI's taxonomy places the organism in Eukaryota, Metazoa, Chordata, Mammalia, Rodentia, Caviidae.
UUUCCUGUAAAGUUCCUGUUCCGAGUCUGGGGGCUUCUUUGCUUUGCCUCCUCUGAGACAGGAUCCCUCAGACCCUCUUGCGCUUGGUGGCAGUGACAGUGUCCCAGGGCAGCAGAGUCAUGGAUCCCUGAAAAGUGGCCGGGCCUCAUUUCCUUCCCCAACCCCGAGAUUUCCUCAUCUGCCACACCACUUCCGGUGGGCGGGAUGUGUGGACUGGCAGGCAGGCCAGCAGGCUACGUGCCAUGGAGCCUUGGAGACUGAUGUGAAGCAGCAGGUCACCAUGCAGAAGGCGAACUUCAAAGACAAGUGCCGGGGGGAGCCGGGCAACAGCAAAGACACCGGUGAUCCUGAGUAUGAGAACAUCACCCUGACCUUCCGAGAGCGGGACCAGCCCAAGGGCAGUCAUCCAGGACCCAUGAAAUGCGCCCCUGCCCAGCCCAAGUCACCUUCGGGCAGUGCCCAGGUCCCUGCGUGGCUGCAGCGGUCCAUCAUGAGCCUGUACGUGCUCCUCGCCCUCAUGUUCCUCUUCUGCAUCAUCCUCUCCGCCUUGGUCUUGGUGAAGAACACUGAGAUGUCCAGGGAGAUGCUGCACUUGAGAAGGGAACUUUCCAAUGUCUCAAACUCGGCGUUGGAGUGCCAGGAAGAGCAAAGGAAUGGCUGGAGCAAGGUCCACAGUGACAUCGAGAAAGCCACCAACAGCAUCACCAAGGCCUUGAAUCCUAUCGAUACUAAGAACCAGCAAGUGCUCACAGAAAUAACAAAAAUCACACAGAAGAUACAGAAAAUCCACGAGGCACUGGAGAAGAAGACAAAUGCAGCACCUGCGUCUAAAUAAGAGCACACGGCAGUCACAGUUUGGAGGACAGGAUUCAUGACUGCUCAGGCGAUGGAGCAUGGAUGGGUUCCCCAGCCUAGUUGAACCUGCGCCUCGUUCUAUGGCUGGAAAACAAUGCAUCAGGGUGAAUGAGGGCUGUGGCGUUGUGCAUGUGUGUGCCUGUGUGUGUGAACAUGAAAGAGCACUUUAUGCAGAAUGUCCCUGCAUCCUAAGGAAUGGGUGUGAAUGUAUGUUGUGUCUGUGUCAUUACAUGUGACACACACGUAUAUGCCAUGACAUAUGUGAGCACAGGUAUUUCUCAGUGGGUGUCUGUGUAAGGACCCCACUAGUGUGUGUGUUGGUGCUAUGUGACACCCCUCUCCCUGUCAGCACACACAGCUAGGAGCACACUGUGCAGCUCACUCGGGUGUCGCCAUGUCUGCCCUGUCCCUCCCUGUGCCUGUGUGAAUGGGUGUGUCCGACUAUGUCAUCCUGUGUGUUCAGAUCACACACACACACAGGAGUGUGUAUACUUAUUCCUGAACUCACGCUUUGUGACUAAUAAAAAAAUAAAAAUGUAUGGAAAACAAUGUGGUUUUUGACCUG